Molecule: messenger RNA, 989 nt
Organism: Notothenia coriiceps (black rockcod)
Lineage: Eukaryota; Metazoa; Chordata; Actinopteri; Perciformes; Nototheniidae
Product: methyltransferase-like protein 7A
Exons: 2
Coding region: 32-700 (222 amino acids)
Molecular function (GO): S-adenosylmethionine-dependent methyltransferase activity
Source: RefSeq, a predicted model, not a curated record
UUGUUUAAUUUUGACUUUGCCUUUACAUCUAAUGGAGAUCACAGGGCUGUGCGGCAUGUACAAACGCUUGUUUCCGUUGCUCGCCUACAAUAUAACAUUUUCAUACAACGACAAAAUGCACAAAACGAAAAGGGAUCUUUUUCGGAACUUGGGCACAUUUGCAAACACCGAUGGUACUCUUCGUUUGCUGGAGAUCGGUUGCGGCAGCGGGGCAAACUUCAGGUUUUACCCGUACGGCUGCACGGUGAUCUGCACCGACCCCAACCCGCACUUCGAGAAGUACCUGCGGAUGAGCAUGGAGGCGAACAAGCAUUUGACAUAUGAAACGUUUAUGGUCGUCUCUGGGGAGGACAUGGAGAAGGUGGAAGACGGGUCGGUGGACGUGGUGGUCUGCACCCUGGUCCUCUGCUCGGUCAGAAACGUGCACGAAGUGCUGCAGGAGGUGCGACGCAUCCUCAAACCUGGAGGAGCCUUCUACUUUCUGGAGCAUGUUGAGUCAGAUCCUUCCUCCUGGACAUUUUUCUUCCAGCAUGUGUUUGAGCCCCUGUGGUACUAUCUUGGAGAUGGAUGCAUGAUAACUAAAAAAACAUGGAGAGACAUAGAGGCAGCUGGUUUUUCUGAACUUCACUUAAAACACAUCGAGGCUCCAAAGGUUUCACGGAUGAUAAGACCACAUAUCAUGGGAUACUCCAUUAAAUGAUUGCAGGAAGGAAUGGAUUUAUGUGCAUCAUAUACACAAGCUUGAGGUUUAUGUUUUUUUAAUUUCAGCAUAUUCUUCAUUUACAUUUUUACAAAUUGAGUGUGCCGUUAUUACGAAGAUGUUUAAAUCGAACCAUUUUAAUUUCCACAGUACAAAAACACACUAGUCAAACUGCAUUUAUUGAGUGAAAAUAGAUUUAUUUACUCAGAAUCAGCAACAUUUCAUACACAGUUUGUUCUCCUUCCUUACCUCUCCCAAGAUGAACAUAAUAAAUAUUACCUGGACACUG